This is a messenger RNA of Aspergillus welwitschiae, 878 nucleotides long. Its product is annotated as ADP-ribosylation factor-like protein 2. Bases 56 to 601 code for a protein of 181 amino acids. Gene Ontology annotation, biological process: protein folding. Gene Ontology annotation, cellular component: cytoplasm; microtubule cytoskeleton. Gene Ontology annotation, molecular function: GTPase activity; GTP binding. Lineage: Eukaryota; Fungi; Ascomycota; Eurotiomycetes; Eurotiales; Aspergillaceae. The transcript has 6 exons. The record is from RefSeq and is a predicted model, not a curated record.
CUCCCCUUCAAUUACCCCAACUACAAACUGCAACAUCACUAAGAGACCAGUGAAGAUGUUAUCCAUUUUGAGAAAAGCCCGGCUGAAGGAUAAGGAGAUGCGAAUCCUGAUGCUAGGUCUGGACAAUGCCGGGAAGACCACCAUCGUUAAGCAGAUUAUGAACGAAGAUGUCACUACUGUCAGCCCGACAUUGGGUUUUAUCAUCAAGACAAUAGAUUUUCAAGGAUAUAGACUCAAUAUAUGGGACGUUGGAGGCCAAAAGACCCUCAGAUCUUAUUGGAAAAACUACUUUGAGAAGACUGAUACAUUGAUUUGGGUCGUCGAUGCGACCGAUCGUCUCAGAGUGGAUGAUUGUAGAGAUGAGCUCGCCGGUCUCCUUCUGGAAGAGCGUUUAAUGGGAGCAAGUCUUUUAAUUUUCUUGAAUAAGAGCGAAGUUGAGGGAUGUAUGAAUGAGAAUGAAGUUCGAGAACGGCUUGGCUUGGAUUCUAUCAAAACACAUAAAUGGACGAUAUUACCCUGCAGUGCGAUGACAGGAAAGAACCUGCAUGAAGGGCUAGAAUGGGUUGUACAAGACGCCAAAGAUAGGCUUUUCCUUUAUUGAGUGCUGUGGAAGUGUCUAUGGCUUGCUUUUGACACCCUUUAAUGACCACGAUAUGCUAUUUGUUUCCCUUUUUCUAUUCAUAUUUUCGUACUUAUGGUAUUUCAAUGAUAGCAGAUGCCAUAUUGUUUGGCUCUUAUGGCAUGAUGCGAUCUUACGAUGAAGUUCGUUGGUGGAACGAAAUCAAUGGUGAUGGAUUUUGCACCAGCUCUUCGGCACUAUUUAUAUAUUCUUCACGGAAAAAUCAACCAGGUAAUAACAGUGCAUUUUACAAUUGUGG